This is a messenger RNA of Acaromyces ingoldii, 978 nucleotides long. RefSeq lists its product as hypothetical. The transcript has 2 exons. The coding region runs from base 26 to 937 and encodes 303 amino acids. Gene Ontology annotation, cellular component: mitochondrial small ribosomal subunit. The record is from RefSeq and is a predicted model, not a curated record. Lineage: Eukaryota; Fungi; Basidiomycota; Exobasidiomycetes; Exobasidiales; Cryptobasidiaceae. Gene Ontology annotation, molecular function: structural constituent of ribosome.
CAUCUUCUUCUGGCCCGCGAACGACAUGCCACGGCGCAUUCCGACCCAGGUGGGGCAAUCGCUGUCGCGCCUCGUGCGCGGUGGCUACCUCAAGUCUGUCCCGCGAUCAUACGAGACGAUGCUCCUCCAUCCUCCUGCGCCUCUCCCGCCUCGCACACCCACCGCUCGUUCGUCCUACGACACCACCGCCGCCUCCUCCUCCCACGCACACUCCCUCGACCUGGACGCACCGAGGCCGCGCCGAGACCCACUCAACGCCAAGAAGAAGCACCACGCGCAGAAGCCAAAGUUGACACCGCAACCGAUUGUGUACCUUGCCGAUCGUGUUCGAAGCCGCUUCUACAAGGACCACCCGUGGGAGACGCUCCGUCCGCGUGUCCUCGUCGAAGCCGAGAAGCUGGCUCCUGCGCGGAAGCUCGGGCCAGAGGCCGCUGACUUGCGCUACUGGGGACGAAACCCCGGUCCCGAGGAGGUCGUCGCAUGCACACUUCACCUCCACGAGCACCACGGUCUCUCGCUGUCGCAAGCCUACCAUCAUACAUUGUCCUCUUACCACGCACUGCGGGCCGAGCACGAGACAGCGAGCCGGUCCGCGCUGUUUGAAGCCUUGGCCUACGGAGCGACGUUCAACAACUCUCCCGCGCUGCCCAACGGCAGCGGCAGCGGCGGCGCAGCCGAGACGGUUCGCGGUUACCAGAAGGAGGCCAACGAGCUCGCAAAAGGCGCCGCCUACUUUUACCAGUCGCGUGGAGAGGCCGCCGUUGCCGACAACGCAACAGCACUCAAGGCCAAAAGCAUUAAGAAUCCUUCGACUGUCUUUUCCAAGGGCGAGCAGUACCUCCAGGCUGCCCUUGCCUCACGGGAAAUGUCAAACCUGCCUGUGUCCGAGAGCGCAGGGAGACGACAGGGACUCAACAACAUCGAGUCACAAGAUUAGGUACUAAUUAGGGAAGGGGUCCUUGACAAUGUAUUGCAACC